Echinops telfairi (small Madagascar hedgehog) is the source of this 5336-nucleotide messenger RNA. RefSeq names its product ATPase family AAA domain containing 5 (gene ATAD5). Gene Ontology annotation, cellular component: nucleus. The transcript has 22 exons. Gene Ontology annotation, molecular function: ATP hydrolysis activity; DNA clamp unloader activity; DNA binding. Bases 1 to 5283 code for a protein of 1760 amino acids. The record is from RefSeq and is a predicted model, not a curated record. Lineage: Eukaryota; Metazoa; Chordata; Mammalia; Afrosoricida; Tenrecidae.
AUGAAGUCAGCUGCGCCACGGCCUGUGGACAGUGGCAAAGGCUGUAAGAGCCCUUUGGAAAUGCCCUCAAACACAGAGUUUAAGAAGAGAGGGAAGAGGGUUAAUUUAUCACACCAACUGAAUAAUAUUCCAACUGGAAGUGACUCCCCCAUAGAAAUUAGUAGUGAUGAUAGCAAAGAAGAGGCCAGUUUGAAGAGCGACUUUGUAGAAGGUAGCACUUCUUUUUCACUCCACCAGACAGAGGUAGAGGUCCUUGCCGAAAGUAUUCAAGAUGUCAAAAGCCAGUCGAGCACUGUCACCUCCACACACAGCUCUAAGAAAGUAAAUCCUAAACAGGGCACCACAAAAAAUGAUUUCAAGAGAUCAAGAAAAAGGAAGCACAAAGAUAUAAUAGAUCUCUCUGAAAGUUUACCUUUAGCAGAGGAACUAAAUCUUAACAAGGAUGGUAAAGAUAGUAAAGAGGCAAUAUCUUCCCUACCUAUUGAACUGGAGAGUGCUGCUAAUGACGCAAGCCCUGGAGAUCAGGUGGCCUGCUUAAAUGAUAAUACAGUAACCGUCUCGUAUGAGGAAUUUUUAAAAAGCCACAAGGAAAACAAAGUGCACCAGUUAGCAGAUGCUACUAGGUCAGGUUGUAUUCCCUCCGAGACAAUGGGAGAUAUGGGCAGAAGUGGUUAUAUAAGUGACACAGACACUUGUGAAGGUUCCCCGCAGGCACACUUUAAGACAGUGACUGUCCUUGCACAAGUUCAUCCUGCCCCCCCCAAAAAGACUGGAAAAAUACCUCCCAUGUUCUUGAAACAAAAACAAAUUGAAUUGGAAAAUAGCUUCUCUGACCCUGAGAGUGAACAAACACCUCAGAAAAGAAAGUCCAACGUGGUUAUACAGGAGGCAGACUUGGAAUUGGCCGUGCUGGAUCCUGGAAGUUCUGAAGCCGUGAAACCGAAAUGCUCCCUGGAAGAAAGGCAGCAGUUUAUGAAAGCGUUUCGGCAGCCAGCCUGCGAUGCCCUGAAGACUGGCGUUAAAAAGGCUUCUGAUAAGAAAGACCUUCAUGAAGCAUCUUCCCAGGAGGAAGGAAGUAGCAAUAGUUCCAGAAACAUCAUGGAAAAUCCUACUACUGAAGUUUCAAGUAAUAGCGAAUCACAGUCAUAUACUGAUAAAGGAAGCUUUCCUAAAGAAAAAAGUAAAAAGUUAAAGCAAAAGGGUAAGAAAACAGAGACACGGGUUAUGCUGAGUGAAAACAGAGAAGGAAAUACUCAAAAGAAAGAAAUAACCUCUUCCUUACAAGAUAAACAAAAUCAAAGUAGACUUAGAAUGAGUUUAAGACAAAAGAGAACAGACGUUUUCAAAGGCAGCGCAUUAUUCAAGAGUAAAAGUCUUGUUUGUGAAAAUGCAGUAAAAGAUGACCCUUUAACGAUUUCCUCUCCUCCUAAGUACAAUAAAUCCUCAAGAAAAACCAGUACUCCAGCUAAGGAAGUCAAAGUUAUACAUUCCAAACCUGAACCUGAAGACAGCUUGAAAAAUGUUUCCACACCCAAAUCAGCCAGAAGAUCCGGAAGAAGCAGCAGCACACCUGCUACAGUGGACAUUAGAGGUUCUGAUCUUGAAGAUGCACAAGAUUACACUCCAAUAAAGGCUUCUACUCCAAAAGCAGCCAGUUUACCGGGAAAGCAUAAUUUAUAUACAGCAGAAUUAAUAAUGAUUUCCAGUGAUUCAGAGAGUCCAAUUAGAAUGAAAUUCACUAGAAUUAGUACUCCGAAGAAAUCUAAGAAAAAGUACAAGAAAAGAUCUAAGAAAUCUGAAGCAACGGAUGGAGAUUUUACUUUGCAGACUAGAAAGGCAAGUCGUGCUUCAAAAAAUAUUUCAAAAGCGAAGCGAUUGAUUGAAAAAGCAAAAGCCGUACACAUGAGCAAGUCAAAGGCUGCUGAUGAAAUGGCAGCACCUUUAAGGCGCUCUUCCAGACAGCAGGCCCUUACUGAAAGGAAGACACUGUCGGAACCGGAAGAUUCAGUAAUAAGAAUAGAUUCAAGUCCUACAUCUUUCAAGCAGUCUGAGAAAAAUCAGAAGAAACUUAAGUGUCUGAAUGAUGUUCUAGGAAAAAACCUUAGCCAGUUGCCUAAAAAAGUACCUGGAAAAGUGAAAGUCGCUCCUUUAUUCCUUGCCAGAAAAGCCAAACAAAGAGCUGAUCCUAUCUUUGAAUUCGAUGAUAGCAGUCAAGAUACAUCUGAAAAAUCUCAGGAUUGUGACGUGCAGUUGAAAGCCAAGCGUGAAUUUCUAAUGAGUGGUUUGCCAGACUUGUUGAAACGACAGAUUGCCAAGAAAGCAGCCGCUCUGGACGCAUACCACACAGCAAGCACAGGCUUCCAGAGGGUGGUUCAUGUUCAGCAGAAAGAGGAUGGGUGCCUUUUGUGGCAUUUGACACCACCCUCUUGUCCUCUCUUGACAAAUUUGAAAGAACUGAAUCCUAGAAUAGUAGAUGUCUCCAGAUGUGCUAUUGGUCUUGGUGAAUUUUCAACAUUGAACUCUAAUCUGAAAAGCAAUCAUUCUGCUGUUGUGUUAAUGGCGACAAGGAAAGCUUUUACUGAAGAAAUAAGGAACGCUUUGCUAGAGGAGAUUAGAUGGUCAAAUCCUGGAUUUUCUUUGAAAAACUAUUUCCCUUUGCUUCUAAAAAAACAAAGUGAGCCCGUGGCUCUUUCUGAACGUCUCAGUAAACAAGAACCUGACGUUAAUCAGAAAGAAGCCAAAAGGAAACGCACUGAAACCGAAAAUCGGAAGUCCAAAAGGAAGAAGCCCAAUGAUUCUUCUGAUAGUCCACAGAAGCUAAGCGGGAAACCAGAAGAACUGGACCAAAGAAACAAAUCUUCUGAGAUAAAGUUAGAUUCUUCAAAAGAGUCUGCAGUUGAAGAUACACUUUGGACAGAAAAGUAUCAACCUCAGAACUCCAGUGAACUCAUAGGCAAUGAGCUGGUCAUAAAAAAGUUACACAGCUGGUUGAAAGACUGGAAAAGAAGAACUGAGCUGGAAGAAAGACAGAAUUUGAAGGGGAAAAGGGAUGAGAACCCGGAAGCUCUGUCGGACAGCACAGAUUUUAAAGGCAGCUCAGAUGAAGAGGAGAGUCAGCUGUGUAACACCGUGCUCUUAACAGGGCCCACAGGAGUGGGCAAGACUGCCGCCGUGUACGCGUGUGCUCAGGAGCUGGGCUUUAAGAUAUUUGAAGUGAAUGCCUCUUCCCAGCGCAGUGGGAGACAAAUCUUAUCCCAACUGAAGGAAGCCACGCAGUCCCAUCAAGUAGAUAAGCAAGGUGGGAACUCACAAAAGCCGUGUUUUUUCAAUAGCUACAACAUAGGCAAGUCACCAAAAAAAUUCAGCUCCCCCAAGAAAGUUGUUACAUCACCAAGAAAAAUUCCUCCAUCUUCCCCGAAAAGUAGUGGACCAAAGCGAGUACUCCCUCCUCAAACCUUGGCAAAUUAUUUUAAAGUGUCUUCUAAACAAAAAAAUAAUGAAGAAAUAGCAGCACUUCAGGAAAAUAAUAAAGGAAUCAAAAGUUUUGAACAGAAACCAAUUAUCCAAACAAAAACCAUAACUAAUUCAAACAAAGAAUUUGGAGCAGAGGAACUCAACAGGAAAAAUGCAACAUCUCUUAUUCUUUUUGAGGAGGUUGACAUAAUUUUUGAUGAAGAUGCUGGGUUUUUGAAUGCCGUUAAAACAUUUAUGGCAACAACUAAAAGACCUGUAAUCCUUACGACAAGUGAUCCAACAUUUAGUCUAAUGUUUGAUGGCUGUUUUGAAGAAAUAAAAUUUAGUACUCCUUCUGCACGAAAUGUUGCCAGUUACCUACAGAUGAUCUGCUUAACUGAGAAUUUUAGAACUGAUGCAAAAGACCUUAUCACCUUUCUAACUGCAAAUACUUGUGACAUCAGAAAGAGCAUCCUUUACUUACAAUUCUGGAUUAAAAGUGGAGGUGGAUUUUUAGAAGAGAGACCCUUAUUCCUUUAUGGUGGAAAUGGCAGGAACGGCCAACCAGUUGGCUCUGAAAAUGCUGCUGAUUCCAAGAAACAUUCUAAAAAUUCUAAAAAGAAUCCUACAGAUCUUCCCAAAUGUGAUACUGGCUGUGUUGAGACUUUGUUUGGGCUUAAGAACAUUUUUCUUGCUUCUGAAGAUGUAUUUUCAUUUUUAAAGCACAAAAUCACAACAAAGGAAGAGUGGCAUAAACUCAUCCAGCUGCUUACAGAAUUCCAAACCCGGAGUGUGGAUUUUUUAUAUAGUAAUCUUGAGUUCACUCUACCAUUACCAGUUGAGGCCAUUCCAGAAACACACAGCCUCUGUGGACUGUCAGAAACUGUGGGUGCCAGCCCAGCCGUGGACAGUGGGACACGCCUUGCUGGGAACCAUUCUGAAGGACAGCAGCCAUCAAAGAAGUCACACAAAAAGAGACGUAAGAAAAAGAUGGUCCUUCUAGACGAUAGUGACUUAUUUGACAACAACGCGGACUUUUCUCGUGAAUCGAUUAGCCUGCCCCCGGCUUCUGUGUCUGGCGCAGACGAGCGCAAAGACAAAGACGGCGAAAACACGCCCGAGACGAGGAAGCGAAAUGCAUGUUUAGACUCCGACCACGAUGGCAUUUCUCGCAGCCCUCAAACCCCAGCUGAAAAAGAGUGCUCUGCCCUUGUUUCUCAUUGUUUAAAUUCCCUCACAGAGUUCAUGGAUAACAUGUCCUUCUUAGAUGCUCUUCUGCCAGAGGUGAAGGGGCAAAGCGAAGGGGGUAAACAUGACUUCAGUUGGACCAAAGGGAAGGUUAAGAACGGGCUUUGUGAUGCGUUUACUCCUGGGAGUAACGAGGACGGGUGGCCGCCUCAGCGCUCUGCAGAACUAAGGGCAGUUGUAGAAGCUCUCUGCUUCACUGAGUGCUCUUCCGCUAUCGCAAAAGCAAUGGAGGCCUCCUUACAUUCUUGCAAGAACUUCGGAAGAGACCCAACCAGAGCGCUUACGCUGGAUGUUUCCAAACAGCGCACCCACGUCUACUUCAGCCAAUCAGCAGCCGAUUUAGACAGUGCACAGAAGAGGAUAGCUGUCGUGAAAAGUGUAUUUUCUAGUCGGUCUCUUUUGAACCUGAGUAACAGACAAGCUGGUGUGAUUGAGUACUUGCCAACUCUGCGAAGCAUUUGUAGGACUGAGAAGUUAAAAGAACAAGGGAAAAGUAAAAGAAGGUUCCUGCAUUAUUUUGAAGGAAUCCAUCUUGACAUUUCUAAAGAGACUAUGGCGGCUUUAGCAGCAGACUUCCCCUAGUAUUCCACCUGAAUUACGCUUUGUACAGAUUGUCAUCACUAUGUGGUCCUUAA